Molecule: messenger RNA, 2850 nt
Organism: Camarhynchus parvulus
Lineage: Eukaryota; Metazoa; Chordata; Aves; Passeriformes; Thraupidae
Gene: UNC93B1
Product: unc-93 homolog B1, TLR signaling regulator
Exons: 9
Coding region: 68-2047 (659 amino acids)
Biological process (GO): toll-like receptor 3 signaling pathway; intracellular protein transport; toll-like receptor 7 signaling pathway
Cellular component (GO): endosome; lysosome
Molecular function (GO): Toll-like receptor binding
Source: RefSeq, a predicted model, not a curated record
UUGGGGAUGCCCUGUACAUGGGUACACGGUGCUGGAUGUAGGGGUGCAAGGGCUGGGGGUGCUGAGCAUGAGGGUGCAGGGUCUGUGUGUGCAGGUCACAUGGAUGCAAAACUUGGGGUGCCAGCAGGGUCCCUUCCACCCUGACACCAUCCAGGGCCCUCCAGAAGCACUAAUGGAGAAGGACAUCAACGGCUGCCAGGAUGGGGCCAAGACAGAGCCAAGCACCAGGCUGGGCACCGAGGGGACGGAGACACAGCUGGACGAUUUUGUGGGUCCUCACCCUGACUACAAUGAGGAGGAAGAAGAGCAGAAGUACUUUCGCCGCAAACGCCUCGGUGUCAUCAAGAACGUGGUGGCUGCCAGCCUGGCUGGCACCCUCACUUACAGCGUCUACCUGGGUCUGCUGCAGAUGCAGCUGAUCCUUCACUAUGACGAGACCUACCGGGAGGUGAAGUACAGCAAUAUCCGGUUGGAGGACAUCGACCGCAAGGUGCUGAUGGGCAUCAACGUCACACCCGUGGCAGCGCUGCUCUACACACCCAUCCUCAUCAGGUUCUUUGGCACCAAGUGGGCCAUGUUCCUGGCGAUUGGCAUCUACGCCCUCUUCGUCUCCAGCAACUACUGGGAGCGCUACUACACGCUGGUGCCCUCUGCGGUGGCCAUUGGCAUGGUGAUCGUGCCCCUCUGGGCCUCCAUGGGCACCUACAUCAUGCGGAUGGCCCAGAAGUACUACGAGUACGUUAACUACAAGGAGGAGCAGGAGAAGGAGAGGCAACGAGCACCACGGGAUGCCUGCAAUGCCUACAUCAUCGUCUUCCAGACCAUCUUCUACUCCUGCUUCCACUUGAGCUUCGUCUGCGCUCAGAUGCCCAUGGUCUUCUUCCUCAACAACUACCUCUACCAACUCAACCACACGCUCUUUGCAGUGAAGCAUUGUGGGACCCUGAGCCACGGCACACUGCCUGGUUUCAACAAGACGGUGCUGCAGAGCCUUCCCCGCAGCGUCAACCUCAUCAUCGUGGAGAGCGCCUUGAUGGCCGCCGCCUUCCUCGCCAUGCUGGUGGUGAGUGCCGGGGCGGAAGGGGACAGGGAUGGGCUGGACGAUGGCAGGACCUCACCUGCUGGCACUCUGCAGGUGCUGGUGCUGUGCGGCGCAGCGUACCGGCCCAUGGAGGAGAUCGACAUGCGCAGCAUCGGCUGGGGCAACAUCUUCCAGCUGCCCUUCAAGCACAUGCGGGACUAUCGCCUGCGGCACCUCUUCCCACUGUUCAUCUACAGCGGCUUCGAGGUGCUCUUUGUCUGCACUGGAUUUUCCCUGGUAGGAUCUGUGACGGGGUGGGAGGUGACGGAGCGGGGACAGGUGACACUGAGCCGGUGCUCGCUGCAGAACUACGGCGUGUGUGCCCUCGGGCUGGAGAGGCUGGCGUAUCUGCUCAUGGCCUACGGCUUCUCCGCCUCGGUGUGCUCCAGCCUGGCCCUGUGCAUGCUGCGCCUGCGCCGGCACAUCCCGCUCCUGGCUGGAGCCCUCAUCCAUGCUGUGCUCCUGGUGACACUCUUCUGCUGGGCCCCAGAGCCCCGGUGCCUGGCACAGGCACCGCUGCUCUACAGCAUUGCCGUGCUCUGGGGCACGGGCAGCGCCCUCAACAAGACUGGAAUCAGCAUCCUCCUGGGGAUGCUGUACAAGAAAAAGGAGCGCCAAGACUUCAUCUUCACCAUCUACCACUGGUGGCAGGCCCUGGCUAUCUUCACCGUCUACCUGUGGUCGGGGCUGCCCAUGAAGGCCAAGCUGUCCAUCAUGCUGCUGACGCUGGUGGUGGCGGUGGGGACAUACCUGUGGAUGGAGCAGAAGGUGGCGUGGAACAUGGAAGUCCGGCUGCCCCGCAUCCCACGCCCACGCCACAAAACACGUGGAUACCGCUACCUGGAGGACAACUCGGAUGAGACUGGCUCUGACGGUGACGGGGACAAGGAGGAUGAUGACAGGCACCCAACUGAGGCCACCACAGAGGACGAGCUGCCAAAAGAGGACAGGGAGCUGCUGGGAUAGAGACAGCCUGUUCUGGGCCCCAUCCUGCUCUUGGUACCUGAGGGGGUUCUACAGCUCCCCCUGGGUGGGCCCAAAAUUCUGCAAACCCCCUCAGGUCAGGCUUGCAGCCCCCUGAGCUAAGCCUAAAGCCCCCAGGCAGCCCAAAUCCACCCACAUUGCCUGACAGACCCCCACACCAGCCCAUGGAUCCCCUAGGUCAGGUCCAGAGCCUCCAGAUUGAUCUACAGCACCCAAAUUGUGGUACAGCCCCCAGGCAGGCCCAUAGCCCCUCAAAUUAUGAUGUAGUUGCUCAGGUCAGACCUGCAGGCCCCCAUGCCAGCCCCCACACACAAAUCCACAGCCCCUCAUACAAGGCUCACGCCCCCCAGGCAGACCCACAGCUCCCUCAAAUUUGGCCAAAUCCCCCCUACCCCCAGGUGAGGCCCAUAGACCCCUGGGCAGAUGCACAAACCCUCUAGCAAGGCUUGCAGCCCCCCACAAUGUCCUGCAGACCCCAGGCAGACCCCAAGCCCUCCCCUAUUAGCCAUUAGCAUCCAGACCCCGCGGGGCUACCCUGGAGCCCCCAGGCAGAUUGACCCCCUCUGGAUCCCAGAGCCCUCCAGACCAGACCCACAUGCGCCCCAGGCAGACCCUGCAGCCCCUCCUGGGUCGUCACGGAGCCCUUCAAGCUCAGCCUGCAGCACCCCAGGCCGGUCCCGCAGCCUUCCCGACCUAUCCCAUCCCCAUUUUCCUUCAAUAAACCCCCUCCCUUCGUGCCCUUGGCCCUCACCUCCUCCAUCCUCCGGCCGCGCACCCUCACCGUC